AUGGCACUAGCCAACGCCGAACGACUUGACUGGCAAUUAACCCCGGUCAAUUUCAUGCCCCUGUUUGCUUUGGCGGCACUCCUUUACGAGAGUCCAUGGGUUGCGGAGCGAUAUGCUGCCAUUAAUAAAUUCAUAGUAUCUGUGGAUGCGAUGUUGAUGGACCCAGUCGUGUACAGUAUAAUCAUGAACGCGAGGGAGUUCUCGGCUGCAGAUGCCUUUCAGAGCCAGUACCUCCGGCAAGAUCUAUCCCGCAAGAUUAAAAAGACCUUUGGAAGAUUUGAUGCGCUUCUCCUUCAAAUCGACUCUGUUGGAGAAAACAAUCGAUUAGGGACAUAUACCCAUUUUGUGAACUUUCUUGACUGGACUGCUCUGGCUAUCCCUGCCGACUGGCGAGAGGAUGGUCUUCCAUUUGGGAUAACUCUCAUCGGAGUUGUUUGCGAAGAACGACGUCUAUUGCCUCUGGGUCGGCGUUGGCUCUCCGAUUGGCCACGCCUAUUAGGAGCGACUUGUGUCGACUACCAGGAAAAAUCCUCCAGUCUUCUCGUCGAUGUCGAUGUGAUUCCAAUAGCAGUGGUCGGUGCCCACCUCUCUGGUUUUCCUUUGAACAAGGACUUGAUCUCUCGGGGCGCAACACUCGGGGCGCAACUUUCGACGCUGCCACAGCCACAGCACCAGAUUAUAAAAUAA
Molecule: messenger RNA, 687 nt
Organism: Penicillium subrubescens
Lineage: Eukaryota; Fungi; Ascomycota; Eurotiomycetes; Eurotiales; Aspergillaceae
Exons: 2
Coding region: 1-687 (228 amino acids)
Source: RefSeq, a predicted model, not a curated record